Messenger RNA from Drosophila grimshawi, 431 nucleotides. It is a transcript of the gene Srp14, whose product is annotated as signal recognition particle 14 kDa protein. The transcript has 4 exons. Gene Ontology annotation, cellular component: signal recognition particle, endoplasmic reticulum targeting. Gene Ontology annotation, biological process: SRP-dependent cotranslational protein targeting to membrane. Gene Ontology annotation, molecular function: endoplasmic reticulum signal sequence receptor activity; 7S RNA binding. The record is from RefSeq and is a predicted model, not a curated record. Bases 16 to 345 code for a protein of 109 amino acids. Lineage: Eukaryota; Metazoa; Arthropoda; Insecta; Diptera; Drosophilidae.
UUUAUCUGCCACGAAAUGGUUUUACUCGACAAUUCGAACUUCAUACUGCUGCUGGAGAAGAUUGCGAAUGAGGCGAAAAAGGAUGCCUCAUUUACGAUAACAUUCAAGCGCUACGAUGGAAACGAUAAACCCGUACCCCGAGCAGGUAGAAAGCCGCUGCCAAAGCCGAAAACCAAUAUGUGCCUAAUGCGUGCCAAAUGCAAAUCGAAGAAGAUUUCCACAGUUGUUAGCCAGGAAAAUGUGCCCACAAUGAUGGCGAUGUAUUCCCAGUUCAUGAAGAGCAAAAUGGAUGGCCUGAAGCGUGUAAAGAAAGUGAAGAGCAAGGCCAAGGCGACCAAAGCAUAAGGCAUCAAAUUUAAAAUUAGUUCAAACACUUUUUAGUUGUCCAAUACCAAUGGCGAUUCCUUUUGUAAAUUACAAUGUUAAAGAUA